This is a messenger RNA of Toxorhynchites rutilus septentrionalis, 6027 nucleotides long. RefSeq lists its product as uncharacterized. The record is from RefSeq and is a predicted model, not a curated record. The transcript is spliced from 3 exons. Gene Ontology annotation, biological process: DNA integration; proteolysis. The coding region runs from base 1 to 6027 and encodes 2008 amino acids. Gene Ontology annotation, molecular function: nucleic acid binding; aspartic-type endopeptidase activity. NCBI's taxonomy places the organism in Eukaryota, Metazoa, Arthropoda, Insecta, Diptera, Culicidae.
AUGAGUGCCAACUUGAGGUCAUUACUGAAGAAGGAGCGUCAAUUGCGGGAUAGUGUGAAUCUAAUCAGAUUAUUCUUGGAAAACUACAGCUCAGAAAGAGAUAAUCGACAAAUCAGUGUGCGACUUCAGAAGCUGGAGGAAGUAGGAAAGGAUUUUCUAGAGACCCGAGCAAAAAUCGAGAUGCUGUUGGAGGAUGAGUCAACGAAGUGCGGUGAAGAAGAGACUGCAGAGGCUGAACGCGAGAAGGAGAACUUCAGAGUGUUACAGGAGUUUGACGAUGAGUUUUGCAACCUCAAGGCAGAACUGCUUGAGUUACAGAUGAGAAAACGGCAAACAUUUUCAAACGAUGAUGACUGUCCUCAAACAAGGCAAUCAGGUGGAUCCUUUUCCAAGGUCAAGCUUCCUGAAAUAAAUCUACCGGUGUUUAGUGGAAAGAUCCGUGAGUGGGUAACAUUCAGGGACACGUUUCGCAGUCUCAUACACAACAACACGCAGUUAACACCAAUGGAUCGAUUCACAUAUCUUCGUUCUUCAGUCUCUGGAGAUGCCCUUCAGAAAAUAAGCUCCAUUGAGCAGACAGCAGCUAACUAUGAAGUAGCAUGGGAGGCAUUGGAGAAAAUCUAUGAGAAUAAGAAACUUAUAGUCAAGGCGCAUUUGGAUUCUUUAUUCUCGUUGGAUGUAUUGAAACGGGAAAGCUAUGAGGGAUUAAACCAUCUCAUUAGCGAGUUCGAAAGAAAUAUACAGAUGCUAGAAAAAAUAGGUCAGAAAACCGCAGAAUGGAGCACCAUUUUGGCAUACAUGGUAGGCUCAAGACUGGACACAGUGACGUUACGUCACUGGGAAACACAUCAUAAUUCUAAGGAUGUCCCGUCAUACAACAAUAUACUUGAGUUUCUGCGUAAUCACUGUGCAGUAUUACAGGCUGUAGCGUCAUCAAAACCUAGUAAUCCAGAUUUCCGUCAACCGAAACUAUCAGUGUGUCACACCACGUAUGGAAAAGGUGUUCGAUGUCCAUUCUGUAACGAUUCUUGGCAUUCUGCUUUUAAAUGUGCUAAAUUCCAGAAAAUGAAAAUUUCUGAGCGAAUCGAAGCAGUAGCGAAAUACAAACUGUGCCGUAAUUGCCUUCACCCGGGACAUUUCUCAAGGACCUGCGAGAAAGGAUUGUGCCACCACUGCCAGCAGCGCCACCAUUCCAUGUUACACGUAGGACAGGUAAGAUCCCCAGUUCCCUCACCUCAAGUAAGACCCGCGACAAUAGACCAACAUUUUCGACAACCAAAAUUCACACGCUCGAAUCAGAUUCAACAAAAUCAACCGUCGACCAACAAUACACCUGUUACGUCUGUCACCUCGCAUAGCACACCCACACAACCCACUACAGGUCUGGUCACUGUAAGUCAAACCUACACCACUUUACCCGUUACACCCACACACAACAUUCUCUUAUCAACGGCGAUUGUUAAAGUGACAGAUUCUUGCGGAAAUUUCAAGUUAGCACGAGCACUACUGGACUCUGGAUCCCAGCAUUGCCUCAUGACUUCCACAUUUUUUGAAAGUUUGCGGUUCAAGAAAACUCCAUCCUAUCUAGUUGUCCAAGGUAUAGGAUCUAGUCGGUUCAUGUCAACUACAGCAGUCAGUGCGGAAGUAGCAGCCAGAACGAAAACCAUAUCGCUAUAUUCUACGAACAUGCACUUUUAUGUGCUGCCAAGGCUAACUGUGUCGCUGCCAACUUCUAGCUUCAAUCCAUCGAUCCUCAAACUUCCUGAGUCAACGCUAUUAGCUGAUCCGUUAUUUUAUGAAUCCAGUCCAAUUGAUAUCAUUAUCGGAGCAGAGUAUUAUUUUGAGCUGUUACGUGAGGGACAACAGAAGGCAACGUCAGAGGGACCUGCAAUGCAGAACACGUUAUUUGGAUGGGUUCUUGCUGGCAAAAUUCCUGAGAAUACGUGCGGUCCAUCAAUGUCGAUGGUCCAUGUUAGUGUUUCAAUGGACAUCCAAGAGCAACUGACUAAAUUCUGGGAAUUGGAAACGUGUAGAUCGAAAACCACUUACUCUCUCGAAGAGACAGCAUGUGAGGAGUUCUUUGAAAAAACGACAGUACGAGAUGAAACCGGGAGAUUCAUAGUGACGUUACCUAAGAAAAAAAUGUUGAUUAAUCAGCUCGGAAAUUCAAAAGAUGUUGCAGUCAAACGUUUUAUGGGACUGGAGAAAAGAUUCUCGAUGAAUGCAGAACUCAAGAAACUGUAUACAGAAUUCAUUCACGAAUAUUUAGCACUCGAACACAUGAAACCUAUCAGCGAGGAUGAAAAGGAAGAGACAGGCUUCUACCUUCCACAUCAUGCCGUUUUGAAACCGCAUAGUACCACAACAAAGUUACGUGUUGUUUUCGAUGCCUCCUGUAAAACUAGUACAGGAGUAUCGUUGAAUGAUGCACUAAUGGUCGGUCCAGUUGUCCAAGAGGAUUUGUUGGACAUCAUUCUGCGUUUUCGGGUCCAUAAAUGUGCUAUAGUCGCUGAUAUAGCGAAGAUGUAUCGCAUGAUAGGUAUCCACACGGAAGAUCAGCGACUACAGCGAAUACUGUGGAGAGAUUCACCGAUAGAACCAAUCCGUACGUUUGAAUUAGCUACAGUUACGUAUGGUACGGCUUCGGCUCCAUAUUUGGCAACGAAGUGCCUACAGAAAUUGGCAGAUGAUGAAGUAAAUAAAUAUCCAACAGCGGCAAGGGUGUUAAAGCAAGACUUCUACAUAGAUGAUUUGCUGACCGGAACGGACAACUUCGAAGAUGGCGUAAAAUUAGUGAAGGAACUGAUAGAAUUAUUGGAAUCAGGUGGAUUCUCUUUGCGCAAAUGGAAUUCUAAUUGCGAGGCGAUCCUGAAGAGCGUACCUCGUCAUCUACGUGACGAUCGAACCAUUUUAGAUUUGGAUUCAGCUCAUUCAUCAGUAAAAACGUUGGGCUUGAUUUGGGAGCCCCGAACAGAUACCUUCCGUUUCAGCACACCUGCAUGGACUUCAUCGACUAUCACGAAGCGAACGAUACUAGCUGAUAUCUCACGACUGUUUGACCCAUUGGGGGUAGUUGGUCCGGUCAUCAUCCAAGCGAAGAUAUUCCUUCAGGAACUGUGGAAACAAGAAUACGGCUGGGAUGACAAACUGAGCGUCGAUAUUGAACAAUAUUGGAUCGAAUUUAGAAGAAAUCUCGCAGCAAUCGACGGAAUAUCGGUGCCUCGUUGGGUUGGAAUCGGCAACCAUGCGAACGUAGUGCAGUUUCAUGGAUUCUGCGACGCUUCGGAGAAAGCGUAUGGAGCUUGUAUUUUUGUGCGAACAGUUUAUGGAGACGGACAAGUGAAUGUGCAGCUAUUAACGUCAAAAUCCAGGGUGGCUCCUCUAGAGAAUUUAAAAACAAAUAAAAGAAAACAGUCGACUCCACGUCUUGAACUAUCAUCGGCGUUAUUAUUGUCGCAUCUGUACGACAAAGUUAUAACCAGUCUUCGAAUCAAACCACAAUCCUACUUUUGGACGGAUUCUACGAUAGUGAGAUGCUGGCUUGCGUCGCCACCUUCAAGAUGGAAGGAAUUUGUUGCAAAUCGAGUCUCCGAAAUUCAGCAUCUUACAAGAGACGGGAUAUGGCAGCAUAUAGCAGGAGUAGAAAAUCCUGCCGACAUAAUCUCGAGAGGAAUGAUCCCGGCGCAACUCCAUUAUCAGACGCUGUGGUUCCGUGGUCCUUCCUGGCUAAUAUUCGAUGAAUCCCACUGGCCAAAGGGUGGUCAAAUCCACGAAGAAGAACUAGAUCAAACAAUUAUGGAGAAGAAAAGUGCUGUCAUUGCUAUUCUGCAAUCAACCCCGCCGAGCGAAAUAUUCAGCUUGAAAUCAGCGCUGCCGAAUUUAAUUCGUAUCGUAGCAAUCAUCUAUCGUUUCCGUUACAAUGCUCAAAAGGUUAAUCACGUCAGUCGUCGAACAGGAGCAAUUACGUAUUACGAAUAUGAAGAAGCUUUACACAAGGUAGUUCGGCUCUCACAACAGGAGAGUUUUCCGCAAGAAAUGGCAGACCUGUCAAAUGGUCGUCAGUUGCAACCUUCCUCCCGAAUCAUUUCACUGAAUCCAGUUUUAAUGAAUGGAUUAAUUUGUGUUGGCGGCCGGCUUAGUCAUGCAAACAUUACAAACAGCCGCAAGCAUCCGUACGUGAUAGAUCAUCGUCAUCCAUUGGCUGAGAUAAUACUUACACACUACCAUCGCAAGCUGUGUCAUGCGGGACAGCAAAUAUUAGUUUCGGCAGUAAGAGAGCGUUUCUGGCCCGUGAACGCACGGAAUCUAGCACGGAAGGUGAUUCACAAUUGUGUGGCAUGCUUUAGAGCAAAACCAAGAAUACACGAACAACUAAUGGCGGACCUUCCACCAGAAAGAGUGACCCCAUGCUCACCGUUCCAAAGAGUUGGGGUAGACUAUUGUGGCCCGUUUUAUGUGGCUUAUCCAAAUCGUCGAAGUCGUCCUGUGAAGAGCUUCGUAGCAGUGUAUGUAUGCCUGGUCGUGAAGGCAGUACACCUUGAGCUUGUGGCGGAUUUAACCACACAGGCUUUUCUGGCGUCUCUAAGAAGAUUUGUAUCGCGACGUGGAAGACCUAGUCUAAUAAUGUGCGAUAAUGCCACCAAUUUUGUGGGUGCGAAGCGGGAACUGCAAGAGCUCCGUAAAUUAUUCAAUGACCAGCAGUUCCAGGAAACAGUAAUGAAGGAUGCCGUAGAAAAGGAGAUAGAAUUCAAAUUCAUCCCAGCACGUUCCCCAAAUUUUGGUGGACUGUGGGAAUCAACUGUGAAAUCCUUCAAAACUUUAUUUAAACGCACGAUAGGAACACAUAUUUUGAAGUACGACGAAAUGGUGACGAUAUUAGCACAAAUUGAAGGAAUCCUCAAUUCGCGUCCGCUCACCCCUUUGAGCAAUGAUCCAGAUGAUUUUGAGGCCCUGACCCCUGGGCACUUCCUGAUACACAGACCUCUAACCGCAAUAUCAGAACCAGGAUUACAAGUUGAAGCAACAUUCAGAAACAACAGCAGUAUCACAGAUCGCAACAGAAACAGCAGUAACAGAAUCAACAACCGUAGUAGCAGCAAUACAGUCGCCAACAAAUCAGCUGAUUUGAAACAAAGGAACAGAGUUCAAGGUCAACGCAAUUCCAGGGACAAUAGCGAGAAAUACCAGAAGCAGUCACCACAGGAAUACAGCAACGCCAGACACAACAAUCCAGACAUAAUAGAACCAGACACAGCAAUCGUAGCAGUCUCACUUCACAGUCAAAACAAACCGAAUUACGCAGCCAGUAAAAACAAAAGCCACGAAAAUGAAUCGCUCGACUCUCCCUGCAGUGAUCUGUCAAACAACGAGCUGGCGAGAUUGAUAUCACAACAAGGAAAAAACACACAAGAGCAAAGAAACAACCUAGGUCAUGAGCUACGAGAACAACUGAAUAAGGGAUUGGAUGAUAUACGGCGUGAUCUGUGUGAAGUCAACAACAAACUCACACUAGUGAAGCACGACGUACAUGACAACAAAGAGGCAAUUGCUAGAUCACUUCUUUCCAACGACUUGAUCAUUAGUGGAGUUCCAUAUAUGAGGAAUGAAAACCUGUCCACGUACUAUCAGCUGUGGUGUAAAGCCCUUGGCUACACCGAAUCUGCAGUACCUCUGGUGGAUUUGCGUCGUCUGUCUAGAUCUGUACUACGAGAAGGAUCCAAUUGCUUUAUCCUUGUGCAGUUUGCUAUCCCGAACCAGCGGAAUGAGUUCUUCGGCAAAUAUUUGCGCUCCAGAUCGCUGACGUUAGCGCAAAUUGGAUUUCAGUCGGAUAAAAGGAUUUAUGUAAACGAGAAUCUGAUACCAUCGGUGAGGAAAAUCAAGUCUGAAGCCAUCGAAUUGAAGAAAGAAGGGAAACUUUCAAAUGUUUACUGUCGAGGAGGAAUCGUCUACAUCAAGCUUCCAAAUUCGAAUCAGGAUCGGAUCGUCAAGUCUGGGGAGGAUUUGCUGCGCAUCGUUCAACAGAGUUAA